Nerophis lumbriciformis (worm pipefish) is the source of this 435-nucleotide messenger RNA. Lineage: Eukaryota; Metazoa; Chordata; Actinopteri; Syngnathiformes; Syngnathidae. The record is from RefSeq and is a predicted model, not a curated record.
AUGCUAACUCCGCUGGCACGGCUUGCGCCAGUUUUGCCCCGUUUCAGCUCUCGUUUACUGGUUCGGUGCGUGUCCCAGUCGAAGCCGAGCGGUGCUGCCGGUGCGACUGCCGUGACCGAUCUACAGCAGGCUGCACCGAGUGGCAGCCAUGAAGAGGUCAGCCGUUUUGUCAAGAAUCCUGAUUACCAUGGCUUCUCCAGUGACCCAGUGGUUGAUGAAUGGAACAUGAGACUGGGGUUCUUCUUUGCCAUCUCUGUGUGUAUUGUCAUUGGAGGAACUUUCAUUCACUACUUACCAGACCAUGGGAUGCGCCAGUGGGCCAGAAGGGAAGCUGAACGCGUGAUUAUACAGAGAGAGAAAGAGGGUUUGCCUCUGAUAGAUGAAAACUAUUAUGACCCCAGCAAAAUUGUUCUGCCCAGUGCUGGAGAGGAAUAG